AUGAGUGGUUGGUUGCUAAUUUAUGUGGUAGUGAAUGACUGCAGUAGUUGUGGGGAAUGGAUUGUGAAGAUCCGGUUGCCGCGAUCACGUCAGGGCAACGUUGGAGCGCCGCCCGCCGCCUGGACAGGGGCGCCCGCGGCGGCGCACAAGAAAGCGCUAGGCGCUUGGAGACGCCUUGGCGAGCCUCCCGGCGGGGCGUGGAUCCGGCAGCGGCGGCGCUUGGCCGCCAACGCCCGCGAAAGGAGGCGCAUGCUGGUGCUCAACGUGGCCUUCGACCGUCUGCGGAGCGUCGUGCCCGCGCUGCGAGGCGAGCAGAAGCUCUCCAAGGCGGAGACCUUGCAGAUGGCCAAGAUCUACAUCUCCAUGCUGAGCGAGCUGGUGCAGGAGGUCGCCGCCGGCGCGCCGGGGAGAGAAGUGGCAACCCAGGCUCCUGCGACGCCACCCGGAAGCGACGGGAACCGAUCGCCUCCCGCUGCCUUCCCAGGAUCACCAAACUGAUCCUGCGUAGCAGGGACCUGCUGCGGCGGAGCGGAUCCCUGCCCCACAACCCUUUGCAAAAACUGCUCUCGCAAGGAGAGGGGCUUAUGCCUAGACAAGCGCGCAGGACUUCGGCUGCAGCCUUCUCCGGCCGGUCAAAAACCCCUGAUCUGCAUCAGUGUGCAAACAUAAGAGGGUUGUUUUUGUUUUUUGGAAGGGGGGGGGCAAAAAAAAUGAAAGUUUGACUUGAAAAGGAGGGGGUUGCUUUCUGGAUAGACAAGACACGCUCGUUCGGGGAGCGACUCCUCUCUCUCUUCCGUGUUUAUAUUAUGUGCAUGGGCGGCGUUGUACAAAUAGGAUUAAGCUUGGGGUAGUAAAAGCACUAGGGAGGGAGCCCCACUGGAGAGUGGAUCGUACUGCGUUAGGAUUGCGCUGCUAAAGUGCGAUUCUAUCAACCCGUUAGAUUUGUAGUCCAGUCCAGAUCCUAGUUUGCUGGAAGGGAUCCCCAUUGACUUCACCAGGACUUCCUUCCGAGUAGACACUGUUGGGCUUCCAUUGCUACUUAAGGGUGAGCCCCAUUUAAUUAAAUUGGACUUCUCAGUAGAUAUGUACAGGGACGCUUGCACCUGGGCAUUAGAAGCAUUGUCUUAAGAACACCCAGGGAGCAUCUUCCUUACCUUAGCCUGUAAAGCAAGAUGACAGUGAAGUCACUGGGUGGGUCUCAGCCUUAAGCCAGUGACAAAAUGUUCACUUUGUUUGCAAUGUAAUUAAAGGUUUGUAAUGAUGGCAAGCUGCUGGUGCAUGUCUGCUUCAGGGGGAAAGGCAGAAGCUGUACAAACCCUGUAUGUUUUACUAAGAGCCUUAAAGCAGCAUGAGUAACAGUAGGAUCCUGCACAUGUCCACUCAGAAGUCCCCUUGAAUUCAAUGGGGCUUACUCCCAGGUAUGUGUGCAUAGGAUUGCAGCCUUUCUUAACCAUGAAGUUGCAAAGACAUCUGUCUCCUUCUAUCACUUGCACAGUGGUGUCCAAGAUUUGAUGAAGUGAAGGGCCGACCAAAGUUGAGAUUUUUUUAGGGUUGAAGUUGUUGAAGGUGGGGUUGUUGAAGGUGGGUUUCAAAAAUAGUGGGUUUCCCCCAGAAUGCACAACCUUCUCUUCCAGCCUUCACUGUAAUCUCUUCCCGGUUAAUUAGCUUAAGCAUCCUCAUCACACAAUGCACAAUUAGCUUAUCACAAGAGACAGGGAAAGGGGGUUGGACUAGAUGACCCUUAGGGUCCCUUCCAGCUCUAUAAUUCUGUGAUUCAAAUGGCCUACCUUUGAUGGCCAGAAAGGUCAAGACAAAUUUAAGGAUAGCUCUAUCACAAGGGUGGGGAGCCUGUAGGCGUUCCAGAUAUUGCACAUUUGCCAACAAUUGGCUACGCUCUUUGGGGUUAAUGGACAUUUGAGUCCAACCACACCAGGUUCCCCAUUGCUGGCCUUGUUAACAGCUGUCACUGGUGUUGGAGAACUUACAUACAGGCUGUAUAACUGACAUGCAGAUGUGAGAAAGCGGACAAAAGGGCAUGUUGCUGGCAUGCCCUGCAUAAAAGCUUCCUAGGCCCAAACUAGGCCAGUCUUAUACACACCUACCAGGGAGUGAAUUUCUGAGAUGGAGAUCGUGAUGGCAUUUUAAAAGCCUCUUAUAAACACAUCUUUACUUAAGCUUUUCUUAACUCUUGACCCUUGUACACCACUCAGUUUUGGGACAAUACAGCUGCAUUUUCUCUUUAUGUCUCUGACACACACUUUACCCCUCAAAUAAUCCUGUAGUUUAAGGGAUGCUGGGAAUUGUAACUGUGAGGGGUAAACUACAGUGCCUGAAUGUGAGGUGCCUGAAAUAAUGUGUUUCAAAUGUGCUGUAAAGGUACACUGUUUAUAUACCGCCAUUGGAAGGAAAUUGCAUUGAAUAUUGUUUUAUUUUUAUUAUUAAACCCCUUCAAAGAGAUUAUUAUAUUAUGCAGACUAUGUUUUAUAUAAACAUAGACGCAAUGGAGUUUACUCCAUGCCAAACAUGUAUAGGCUAGUGCUGUUAGUUACUGCUUUUAGAAACAAAACAAAAUUAAAUGGAUCUCUGACUCAGGCAACGUGUUCUUAUGUUGUUAAAUGUGAUCAUGAGCAUCAUUAGCUCAACGUUCUUCCGUUUGUCAGCAAAACACAGUGUUUUCGUGGCAUGUCCUGGGUGCAAUUACACAAAUUGUAUUUUUAAAAGAUUAAAUCCGGAUUACUGUUUUGAGUAUAUGGAGUAGAGUGGAGGAAACCUGCCAAUGCUUACUGUU
This is a messenger RNA of Podarcis muralis (Common wall lizard), 2788 nucleotides long. NCBI's taxonomy places the organism in Eukaryota, Metazoa, Chordata, Lepidosauria, Squamata, Lacertidae. The record is from RefSeq and is a predicted model, not a curated record.